UCUCCAACUGAGAACCGCCGACUCUGUAGUUCUGUGUGUAGCCACCAGGUGGCGACAAGAACUCUACUCGGCGCCGGAUGAGCUACGACACCGGAAGCGGAAUCUCGCCUUCUUGACUGGUUCCUCCUGCUUUCCCCUCCCCCGGAAACACAGAGCGGCUUGCCUCGGGUGCUGAGGCCCGUGGCGGUCGGGGAGGGAUGGGCGUGAGCGCGGAGCCGCGGAGCCUCUCAGUCAGCGGCGCCGGGCUCGCGUCCCCCAUGAUCGAGAAGGCGCGCUCGGCGCUGCUGCCGCCGCAGGACGUAGAGGACACGUUACAUCCAGUGAUCAAGGCUUUCCUCUGCGGCUCCAUCAGUGGGACCUGCUCCACCCUCCUCUUCCAGCCUCUGGAUCUCCUCAAAACCCGCCUGCAGACCCAGCAGCCCGCAGACCUAGGGUCCAGGCGUGUGGGGAUGUUGGCUGUGUUCUUGAAGGUGGUUCGCACAGAGAGUCUGUUGGGCCUGUGGAAAGGGAUGUCUGCGUCGGUUGUGCGGUGUGUCCCUGGUGUAGGCAUCUACUUUGGCACUCUGUACUCUUUGAAGCAGUAUUUCUUGCGAGGCCAUCCUCCCACCGCCCUGGAGUCCGUCAUCCUGGGCAUGGGCUCCCGCUCUGUCGCAGGAGUCUGCAUGUCACCCAUCACAGUGAUCAAGACGCGCUAUGAGAGUGGGACCUACAGCUAUGGGAGCAUCUAUGCAGCCCUGAGGAGCAUCUACUGCAGCGAGGGCCACCGGGGCCUCUUCAGGGGCCUGACAGCAACUCUCCUUCGUGAUGCGCCCUUUUCAGGGCUGUACCUGAUGUUUUAUAGCCAGACCAAAACCACAGUGCUCUGUGGUACAGACCAGCUGGACGCUGCUCUGAUGCCCCUUGUUAAUUUCAGCUGUGGGACACUUGCUGGCGUCCUGGCUUCACUGGUGACACAGCCUGCAGACGUCAUUAAGACCCACAUGCAGCUCUCCCCAGUGAAGUUUCAGUGGCUUGGCCAAGCGGCCACACUCAUAUUCAAGAACCAUGGGCUGCGCGGCUUCUUUCAUGGUAGUGUUCCCAGAGCCCUACGCAGAACUCUGAUGGCUGCCAUGGCAUGGACUGUGUAUGAAGAGAUGAUGGCCAAGAUGGGCCUCACGUCCUAAGGAGAGGGCCCGGGAAGGAAGAUCUGCUGCCUUGCUUGGUUCCUGCCAUGGCUGCGGCUCACUCUCCUGGAGUCAGGUGACGUGCUGUCUGAAGAGCCAGGCACAAAUGCCGUUGCCUUAGUCCCAGUCCCCCAUUCGAAGAGAGGACCAACGGAUGACUAGCGCCUCAGAAGUGGAGUCACCAGUGCCCAUAGCUCCAUGCGCACUCCCAGUCAGCACACGUGGAAGCUGGGAGUUGAGUUUGGCUGCCCCACAGAGCUGCUUAAGGGGCGUUUCUAAGAGAGACCUCUGCCAGGUUGCUCUUUGUCAG
Acomys russatus (golden spiny mouse) is the source of this 1473-nucleotide messenger RNA. RefSeq names its product solute carrier family 25 member 38 (gene Slc25a38). NCBI's taxonomy places the organism in Eukaryota, Metazoa, Chordata, Mammalia, Rodentia, Muridae. The record is from RefSeq and is a predicted model, not a curated record. The transcript is spliced from 7 exons. The coding region runs from base 198 to 1163 and encodes 321 amino acids. Gene Ontology annotation, molecular function: glycine transmembrane transporter activity. Gene Ontology annotation, cellular component: mitochondrial inner membrane; mitochondrion. Gene Ontology annotation, biological process: glycine import into mitochondrion.